Ilyonectria robusta is the source of this 1533-nucleotide messenger RNA. Its product is annotated as senescence-associated protein-domain-containing protein. Gene Ontology annotation, cellular component: plasma membrane. The record is from RefSeq and is a predicted model, not a curated record. Lineage: Eukaryota; Fungi; Ascomycota; Sordariomycetes; Hypocreales; Nectriaceae. Bases 1 to 1533 code for a protein of 510 amino acids. The transcript has 3 exons. Gene Ontology annotation, biological process: cell division.
AUGGCUUCAGGACACAAUGAUCCCAAGCUCCUCUAUGCCGUCGAGGGCAUUAACGCAUACCACAUCUCCAAUGGCAAGGAGCGGUCCCUGACCCAUUCCGGGUCUCAGACCCUGUCGCUCCUGAUGGUCCCAACCUCGUCGGGGUUCGCUGAUCCCUCAGGAGGCGGCGGCGGCGGCGAGGAGGACUUUUAUCUUCACCUUCAUCUCCCUCCGGAGCUCGACCUUCCCCUGCCUGCCACCACUCAGAUCUACCACCAACCUCCCACCAGCUAUCUGAUCCCUCGCUGGGAUCUCGGUCCUGACAGCGGUGCAUUCACCCGAAUCGAAUUCCCCGCUCUCGGAACCAGGAACGGCAUUCAGGAGGACGUUGACACCUUCGAGACCAUCCUCGCUCAGUGCACCGCCUUCCUUGAACGGACUGCACCGCCAAAGUCCAGAUCCUCCAAGGCCGCCAUGGAAAAGGAGCGCGAGGCUGCUGCAGAGCGCAUUCCCGCUUACAACCCGGCCGAGUACAGCCCUGGCCAGGCCUAUGUGCAGGGCAGCCACAGUUCACACUCUGGUGGCAGGAUUGUGCUUGUCGACGAAGAAGAUGGAAGCGUUAUUGGCGAGCUCACCGACUCUUAUCAGGUUAUUGAAGACAAGACCAUUCGCCCUGGAUCCAAAGAUCCUGUUGAAAUUUCUUUCCCAGUAGAUGGUAGCCAAAACAUCUCUGUUCAGCCUUCAUCACAAGGAUACGUCGAGAUGGACCACCAUCCCGCCUACAAGAAGUCAUCGCUAGUAUCUAAUGCCUCCAAAGCUUCUCGCCUGAUUGUCACCACAUCCGAUAUUGUCACCAGGACGCUGCAGAGCCAAGCCAGCAACUUUACAAAAAGCACGAAGCCCCUAGCCACGCCCGUUACAUUCGCCCCCGCUACGCAUGAACGUGUCCGUCGCAUCAACCAGUUCUCCUCCAAAGCCGCCGUGGUCUCAUCCUCGACUGUCGGUGCCAUUGGAAACGUGGCACAGAAUCUCGGUGCCAGCCUUGGCCGUCGAAAGGAUGGUCGCUCUCGGGGCUACGAUAAAGAUGGAAACGCAAUCGAAACGUACAAACCUGGAGUGCUCAACAAGAGCUUAAUGGCCUUCAACACGGUCGUUGAUGGCAUGGAACAGGCCGGCCGAAACCUACUCACUGGCACAUCGAGUAGCGUGGCCACAGUUGUGGGACACCGCUGGGGCGCCGAAGCUGGCGAGGUGUCCAAGCACAUAGGAGGCGGCUUCAAGAAUGUCGGCCUUGUUUACAUUGACGUAACGGGUGUGUCGCGCCGCGCUAUUCUCAAGAGCGUGGCCAAGGGCAUGGUUGUGGGCAAAGUCAAGGGCGGAGGAGACCUCAUCGUAGGAGGAACCGAUAACAAUAGCAACGUGGCCCUCAUGUCUGGAGGAGAUGGCAAAGUCGACAGCCAACGCAAGGAUUCCUACAGCACAUACAGCGAUGCGCAGAGCACAUUCAGUGAGCAUGAUCCCUAUGGCAAACGGCCUGCCAAGGGACCCUUUUAA